UGUAGACACCUAGCAUCCAGUGUUUAAACUAGUUAAAGAAAUGGCCUGUUGUAUAGGUAUUCUACUGCUUGUCUUCUCUCUCCAUGUAAUAUCAAAUGGACAGCCUCUUUUACCUGGUGAUCGGGCGGAAGUGGAAGCAGCUCUCAUGGAACAGAGGAUAAUGGCGAAUAUCAGGUUGCUAUUGCCCGACCUUUAUGCUGGUGACUGCAGGAAACAUAACCGAGAACAGACCACUGUUAUUCGAGCACUAAGAAAACGUGUAGAAGACUUGGAAGAUUACACUACAGGAAAAAAUGUGACUGUCUGUUCAGAUUAUCUUGUAUCCGGACUCUAUGGCGUCGACAGUACAGCACUGACUGCAUCUUCCAAAUGGGCAAACCCAGGUCUUGAUCAUGGGCCGGAAAACAGUCGACUUAAUCAUGAACGUUUUACAAAUUCUACUAGAUCGAUGACAGGUUCUUGGUCCUCGGCAAAAAAUAACGAUCAACAGUAUAUACAGGUUCGAUUUCCGAGGAAAACAGAAGUAAAAGCAAUCCUGCUGCGGGGUCGUAAUGAGCGCAUUAGUCAAUGGGUAAAAACCUAUCACCUGCUGUACAGUGAGGAUGGUGUGAACUGGGCUACAGUCUUGUCAAACAACCAGGAACCGAAGUUGUUUAUAGGUAAUACUGACAGGAACACUAUCGUCAAGUCGUAUGUGGUCCCCAGUAUCACUGCGGUAUAUCUCCGGAUCAAUCCAAGAAGUUGGAACAAUCACGUGUCUCUUCGCUUUGAUGCCAGUGGCUGCUAUACUGUCAGAGCAACUCCGAACAGAAUACACAUGGCCUUGGGCUUCCGACCUCUCCUCAGUUGGAUGUCACCGCUGUAUAGGGUAAACGAACGCAGUCUUACCCAGGUAGACGCCGCCAAUCUCUGUGCGCAGCAGUUCUCCCAACUCAUCAAGGUUGAUUCCGGGGCAGUGAUGACGAGUCUACAGGCCGUCGUGGAGGGAAAUCAUAUACUUAGUAAGUAA
This is a messenger RNA of Ylistrum balloti, 1009 nucleotides long. Its product is annotated as adipocyte enhancer-binding protein 1-like. The record is from RefSeq and is a predicted model, not a curated record. Bases 41 to 1009 code for a protein of 322 amino acids. The transcript is spliced from 6 exons. Lineage: Eukaryota; Metazoa; Mollusca; Bivalvia; Pectinida; Pectinidae.